This is a messenger RNA of Arctia plantaginis, 489 nucleotides long. The record is from the annotation of a GenBank genome assembly. Lineage: Eukaryota; Metazoa; Arthropoda; Insecta; Lepidoptera; Erebidae.
AUGGCAAAAGUAAUUGUCGCCAUAAUGUGUAUGGCAUUAUACACAUUGACAAUGGCAGCUAACGCCAUAACAAAAGACCUUGGGUCUACUAACACGAAGUACCAGGAAGCCAGAAGUAAUGAGAACUACAAUCUUGAUAUGGAACGGAUCAUGAACGAAUGUAAUGAGACUUUUCGGAUUGAAAUGACAUACUUGGAAUCACUUAACGAAACCGGCAGUUUUAGUGAUGAAGCUGAUAAGACUCCAAAGUGUUUCAUCCGCUGCAUGUUGGAAAACAUGGAUAUAAUGUCGUCAGAAGACGGGAUGUUCAACCCAGCCAGAGCGGCGAUAUUAUUUGCAGGAGAUCGUAACGGAAAGCCUAUGGAGGAUAUCGGAGAUUUGACUGCAAUUUGUGCAGAUAGAAGAGAACCAUGCAAAUGCGAAAGAGCUUACCAAUUCAUGAGGUGUUUGAUGUCUAUGGAAAUAGAAAAAUACGAGUCCAAGAAAUAA